Messenger RNA from Eruca vesicaria subsp. sativa (arugula), 1082 nucleotides. Lineage: Eukaryota; Viridiplantae; Streptophyta; Magnoliopsida; Brassicales; Brassicaceae. The record is from the annotation of a GenBank genome assembly.
AUGGCGUCAGGUCUCUCAACCACCAUAACAUUCAACCCUCUCCACCGCUCUUUCUCCACCUCCUCCUCCUCAAACUUCCGCUUACACCACCCAAAAUCCUUAACCGGACUCCCUUCCUCUCUCCGAUUUAAAGGCUUCUCGGUCUGCUACGUGGUUGAGCCGCGGAGACAGAGCUCUCCCCUUGAUAACGAUGAGAGACUCGAGAGCACCAACGCGAUAGAUCCCGAACUCUUGGCGUUGCGUUUGGCUGAGAAGUUGGAGAGGAAGAAGUCUGAGAGGUUCACUUAUCUUAUAGCAGCUGUGAUGUCGAGCUUUGGUAUCACUUCCAUGGCCAUUAUGGCUGUUUACUAUAGAUUCUCUUGGCAAAUGGAGGGAGAUGCGAUCCCAAUGUCAGAGAUGUUUGGUACAUUUGCCCUCUCUGUUGGUGCUGCUGUGGGCAUGGAGUUUUGGGCAAGAUGGGCUCAUAAAGCUCUAUGGCACGCUUCUCUUUGGAACAUGCAUGAGUCACAUCACAAACCGAGAGAAGGGCCGUUUGAGUUGAACGAUGUGUUUGCAAUUAUAAACGCUGUUCCUGCGAUUGGUCUCCUCUCUUAUGGUUUCUUCAAUAAAGGACUCGUCCCUGGUCUCUGCUUUGGCGCCGGACUUGGAAUAACGGUGUUUGGGAUCGCCUACAUGUUUGUCCAUGAUGGUUUGGUGCACAAGCGUUUCCCUGUAGGUCCCAUCGCCGACGUCCCUUAUCUCCGGAAGGUCGCCGCCGCUCACCAGCUACAUCACACUGAAAAAUUCGAUGGUGUGCCAUAUGGACUGUUUCUUGGACCAAAGGAGUUGGAAGAAGUUGGAGGAGAUGAAGAGUUAGAGAAGGAGAUUAGUCGGAGAAUCAAAUUAUACAAAAAGGGUUCGGGUUCCGGGUCGAGUUCUUGACUACUUAAAAACAUGUUUUAUAUUCUCUCUUUUUUUUUGGUCUUUUGUCAUGAUCUGAAAAACGGUCGAUGUUUAUAAAUCAUAUAUGCCGUUUUGAUUUUUUUUAAAAUUAUAGAAUUAGGAUAAUUAUGACUUAUUUACCUUAUAAUUCAUUACCUAGA